Rotaria sp. Silwood1 is the source of this 3759-nucleotide messenger RNA. NCBI's taxonomy places the organism in Eukaryota, Metazoa, Rotifera, Eurotatoria, Philodinida, Philodinidae. The record is from the annotation of a GenBank genome assembly.
AUGGAUAGUUCAACUGAAUAUGGCAUAUCUGAAUCUAAUAAAUAUCGUCAACAUUUAACAAAAGGUCAAUAUUCACCAACUGGUUCAAUUCGUAAAAUAAAUUUAUUACUUCAACGUUCACUUCGUUAUUCAUAUCGGAAACGAUGUUGUAAAUGUUGUCCAACAAUACUUUGUGAACUAUUAUUUCCUAUUAUCUUAAUAGCAUUAUUAGCUUUAAUCUGUUAUGGAACAAAUGCAAUUUUUAAAGGAAUGAAUGCAAAUCCUGAGUCAGUAAUAAGAGGUUUGAAUCAUCGUACAUGUUCACAAAAUAUAAAUUCUACAACAAUUUUAUCAAAUGAUUUAUUAAAGAAAUGUUUUAAAUUUCCAUCAAGUUAUCCAGAACAUGGAUGGAUUCCAUUUGAGUACGAAACAAUUUUCAAUAAAAUAAAUCUUAUUUUUCAUCCUAUGGCAAAUGAAACUCAAGAACUUGUUAAAUGUGCUAAAAAACGUCUCAAACAAAUGAAUUGUAAUAACAUGAAAGUUUGGAGUCAAAAUAUAAAUGAUAGAAAUGACAGUUAUUUAUUACAAAAUCAAGAAGAAGAUACAAUUAUUAUUGAUUUUGGUUCAAUAAUUAAUCUUAAAAAUAAACGAAAUAUUAAUUACAAUAUAAUAGUUCGACAGCCGUAUACUAUUCCAAAAAAUGAUCCGAUUGAUAUGUCGUUUAUAUCAUUUUUACAUCCAAGCCUCAUUGAUGAUCGAUCGGAUAUAAUGGAUAAUAAUAGAUAUCAAGAUUCGAAAUUACCUGCAUUUACAGAUGUAAAAAUAUUUAUUGAUUCCUUACUUAUUGAAUAUCAAACGAAUAAAAAUAUUGAAUAUGAACUUGAAAGAACUCCUAUGAUUUGUACACCAUUUCGUAGAAAUUUAAUUUUUGAAAAUGGAUUAUCAAGUUUAAUAAUAUUUCUCAUUGACUUUAUCUUUCUUAUUCCAUAUUUUAUUCUUCUAACAAGUUUAAUUCAAGAGAAGAAUGCUAAAGUUAAAGAAAUUCUUAAAAUACUUGGAAUUGAACCAAUUUUAAAUAAUUUUGCUCACGCAAUUCGGACAUUAAUUAUUCUUUGUCUUUUAAUCCUAUUCUUAUGUAUUGUAUUGAAACAAAAACCAAAUGGAUAUUUUCUUACAGUUAAUUUUCAUAUUCUCUUUCUUGGUUAUUUAAUUUUCAGUUUACAAUUAAUUUCAUUCUGUAUAAUGAUUGCACAAUUAUUUGAUAAAAAUGAUCGUGCAGAAUUAACUAUUUCUGUCAUUUAUCUUGUAUCAUCAAAAAUUUAUUCAUAUACAAUUUUUUGGCCGACAUCGAUACAAUAUCUAUUGAUAUUUUUCUGUCCUCAUAUUGCUGGAUAUUCACUUUUUCAGCAAGCAGUUUUACAUGAUUUAGCAGAAAAAGAUAUAUCAUUAUUUCAAUCGAUUUAUCGUUAUGUACCAAUUUAUUUUUCAACAUUGAUUAUUAUGAUUUGUAGUUGUAUUUUUUACUGGUUAUUAUCUUGGUAUUUCGAAAAAGUAUUUCCAAGUGAAUAUGGUAUUUCACUUGAUUGGAAUUUUCUCUUUAAACGAGAUUAUUGGCGUUCAGAAAAACUUGAUCAUCAUACACAAUCAUUACCUGAUCGUGAUUCAUUACUUUCAAGAAAAAAUUCAACUGAUACAGCUAUUCUUCAUGUUAAUAAUCUUGUAAAACAAUUUGGUCCGGAUAAAAUAGCUGUUGAUAAUGUUUCAUUUGAUUUAUAUGAAAAUCAAAUAACAUCAUUAGUUGGACCAAAUGGUUCGGGAAAAACAACAAUAUUUAAUUGUUUAAUUGGUAUAUAUAAACAAACAUCAGGAACAAUAAAAAUACAAAAUAAUGAUGGAAAAAAUUUUGAUACACGAAUAAAUAUGGAAAUGUUAAGAAAAUCAAUGGGUUAUUGUCCCCAACAUGAUAUACUUUUUGAUUUAUUAACUAUAAAAGAACAAAUAGAAUUUUAUGCAAUAGCACGAGGAUAUGAAAAACAUAAAGAAAAAAUAGCAAAUGAAAUGCUUCAUUUAAUGGAUCUUGAAAAUUUUAAAGAUCUUUAUUGUAAUACAUUAUCUGGUGGAAUGAAAAGACGUUUAUCAUUAGCUUGUGCAUUUAUUGGAGAUACAAAAAUAAUUCUUCUUGAUGAACCAUCAAGUGAACUUGAUCCAUCAAAUCGUCGUUUAUUAUGGGAUUGGUUACGUUCAAUGAAACAAGGUAAAACACUUUUAUUAACAACACAUUUUAUGGAAGAAAGUGAUGCUUUAUCCGAUCGAAUUAUAAUUAUUGCUAAUGGAAAUAUUAAAGCCGAUGAAACAUCAGCUAAAUUAAAAGAAAAAUAUGGAUCAGGUUAUAAAUUAAUUAUUAAUAAACAGAAUAAUUUUUAUACAAAUGAUAUUAAAAAUGUGUUAUGUCAUUAUUUACCAGAAUUAAAAAUUGAAAUAGAUAUACAUGGUGGUGAUGUUGUUUUUCGUACAAAUCAACAACCAAAUAAACAAUUUGUACAAGCAUUACAUCAUCUUGAAACAAUGAAACAAGAAAAUCGAAUUAAAGAUUAUGGAGUACAAAAUAGUACAAUGGAUGAUGUUUUUCUAAAACUCACAAGAGAUACAAAUAUUGAGAAUGAAUCAGAAUCAAUAUCAAUGGAUACUGAUAUAUUAGAGCAACAAUGUCAUUAUGUAUUUAAUGAUCAACAUAUUUCUAGCGGUAUUCAGUAUCAUUUAAGUCAAUGUCAUGGUUUAAUAAUAAAUACAUUACUUGUACGUUAUCGUCGUUGGGGAUUAACACUAAUUGUUUUAUUAUUACCAAUUUUAUACAAUCUUUUAUCAAAUAUAACAUCACGUAGUUAUACUGAAAGUGGAAUAUUUAAAAUGAAUUUAAAUUCACUUAAUCCACAAACUAUUUUAUAUCAUACCGAUCCAAUGAUAGAAAAAUAUUUUCGUGCAUCUAUUGAUGGUGCAAUACUUGAACAAAGAUCAGGAGAUAUAUUCCAAAUGAAUCGAGAGAUUUUUCAAAAACGAAUGGAUCGUCCAUACACAUAUACAGAUAUUUAUCUUGCUUUCAAUAUUCCAAAACCAACUAGAAAUAAAUAUAAAAUUCAAACAUUAUCAUCAAAUUUAAUAUCCGGUUAUGAAGUUAUUUCAUUAGCAUCAAAUACAUUUUAUAAAUACGUAUUAAAUGAUACAGGUGCAUCAAUUCAAACGACAUUGAUCUAUAAAAAAAUAGGAAAUUUGACAACGCAACCAUCCAUUAAGGAUAUAUUCAAUUACUUAAGUACAAUAUCAUGUAUUCUUAAAUUCUUACCAUUAACAUUAUCAUUUGAUAUAUUAAUAUUUUACAUUCUAUUCUUCUAUGUAACUGUAUUUUUAAUCAACGAACGAAAAGAUAACUUUGUAUCAUUGCUUCAUAUUAGUGGUUUACAUCCAGCAUCAUAUUGGAUAUUUACUUAUCUUUUUGAUAUAAUUAUUUCUAUUAUAUGGUUUUGUUAUUUACUUGCUGUUUAUUGUAUAUUUCAUGUUGCUUUUAAUGGUAUACCAAACAAGAAAUCUCAAACAGAAAAUACAAUUCUAUUUGAAUUUCUUAGGCCAUGGGAUUUACGAGUACAAUUUUAUCCAUUAACAAUAUUAAUUAUAUUGCCAACAUUACCAUUUACUUAUUUAUUAACCAAACUUUUUAAAAAUGAUAUCAAUGUAUGUAUUGUUAUAGAAUUGUCGACUAGAUCGAAUGCUGGCAAAUAUUUUUGA